This is a messenger RNA of Strongyloides ratti, 1833 nucleotides long. RefSeq names its product Polypeptide N-acetylgalactosaminyltransferase 3. Gene Ontology annotation, cellular component: Golgi apparatus. Bases 1 to 1833 code for a protein of 610 amino acids. Lineage: Eukaryota; Metazoa; Nematoda; Chromadorea; Rhabditida; Strongyloididae. The transcript has 5 exons. The record is from RefSeq and is a predicted model, not a curated record.
AUGAUAAGAAAUAGAUUAAUUUUAUUAUGUCUCAUUAUUCUAAUAUUUAUUUUUAUUUGGAUAACUAUAACAUUGUUUUUUUUUAUAAUAAAUGAUAAUUAUGAAAAUACCAUAGAAUAUAAAAUGUUAAAGGAAAACGAUGAUACUUUUAACGGUCACAAAGUUCAAGUUGUUGUUGGCCAUUACAUUGGGUCACCAAUACCAAAAUCAAAAAUUAAUUAUACUUAUGAAGAAUUAAAUUCUAAUUCUUACAAUCCUCAAAAAGGAUAUGGUUCAAAUGGUUUAUCUGUUCAUUUAAAUAAAAAACAACAAUUAUUAGGAAAACAUUUAUUUGAAAUUAAUCAAUUUAAUUUAGUUGCAAGUGAUCUUAUAGCAGCAAAUCGAUCAUUACCGGAUCAAAGGAGAAGACAAUGUAGAAAAAUAAAGUAUGAUGAAAAUAAUCUACCCGAUACAUCUGUUAUUAUUGUAUAUCAUAAUGAAGCUUAUAGUACUUUAAUAAGAACUAUAACAAGUGUAAUAAAUAGAUCACCUUCAAAAUUACUAAAAGAAAUAAUUUUAGUUGAUGAUUUUAGUUCUAGAUUAUUUUUAAAAAAAGAGUUAGAAGAUUUUGUUAUUAAACAACCAAUUAAAAUUAAAAUUUUAAGAUCUAAAAAAAGAGUUGGUCUAAUAAAAGCACGAUUAAUGGGAGCUAAUGAAGCUACUGCAAAAGUUUUAACAUUUCUUGAUAGUCAUUGUGAAUGUACUAUUGGUUGGUUGGAACCACUUUUACAAAGAAUUAAAGAUGAUAGAAGAAAUGUUCCUUGUCCAGUUAUUGAUGUAAUUAACGAUGAAACAUUUUCUUAUCAAAAAGGAAUUGAUAUAUUUCGGGGUGGUUUUAAUUGGAAUCUCCAAUUUCGUUGGUAUUCAAUAUCUUCAAAAGAUGCUAAAGAAAGAAAAAAUUCAAUUGCUCCAAUACCAACACCAACAAUGGCUGGUGGAUUAUUUUCUAUUGAUAGAAACUAUUUUUUUGAAAUGGGGUCUUACGAUAUCAAUCUUGAUAUUUGGGGUGGUGAAAAUAUAGAAAUGAGUUUUAGGAUAUGGCAAUGUUUUGGAAGAAUUGAAAUUAUUCUUUGCUCAAGGGUAGGCCAUAUAUUUAGGAAAAAUUCUCCUCAUGAUUUUCCAGAAGGAAAAUCUUCAAAUGCUGUAAUUUUUGAAAAUUUGGCAAGAGUAGCUGAAGUUUGGAUGGAUGAUUGGAAACAUUUAUUUUAUAAAACGAAUAAAUUUGCAAAAAAUAUUAGUAAAAAAAUAGACAUAUCUGAUCGAGUAGAGUUAAGAAAACAAUUACGUUGUAGAAAUUUUGAAUGGUAUUUGAAAAAUAUUUGGCCAGAUCAUUUUCUACCAAUGAUUAUUCAUGGUGAAAGUUUAGAAUAUAGAAAAGAAUCUUGUUUACACUGGCAUACAGUUUCUAAAGGCUUUAGAAAACCAAAAAUGCAUAAUUGUUCAAUGAUAAAUUUUGAUUCUACUGAAAUGUGGUUAAUAAAUCAAAAAGGACAAAUUCGAAGUGAUGAAAAUGUUUGUUUAUCAGCAUCUCUAGUAACAGGUUCAGAUACUAUUUAUGAAUUGCAGAUAAAAGAAUGUAUGGAUUAUGAUAUUGAGUAUUGGAAGUUUGAUACAACUUAUAAUAAUUUUGUUCAUUUGAAAAGUAAAUUGUGCUUAGAUAAACCAUCGAAAAUUCAAUUUAACGCAAAUGCAAACGUUAUUCAAAGUUCAGAUGAAUUAAUUCCAAAAAUAAGUAAAUGUAACUAUCAAAAAGAUCAAGAAUGGAGUAUAAUUGAUUAUAGGUGGAAAGAUUAA